Molecule: messenger RNA, 1443 nt
Organism: Solanum tuberosum (potato)
Lineage: Eukaryota; Viridiplantae; Streptophyta; Magnoliopsida; Solanales; Solanaceae
Product: F-box/FBD/LRR-repeat protein At1g13570-like
Exons: 5
Coding region: 1-1443 (480 amino acids)
Molecular function (GO): protein binding
Source: RefSeq, a predicted model, not a curated record
AUGCCUCCUAAGCACAAAAAGGUUGGUCGUGAAAGUGUUUCUGUGGAUAUAUUCAGCAACCUUCCAAGUGAUGUAACUGAUGCUAUUCUAAUGUGUUUACUUUUACGAGACAUUGUGAGGACAAGCAUCUUAUCAAAACGAUGGAGAUAUAAGUGGUGCAAACUUCCUGAGUUGACACUUAAUUUAAAUCAUUUGAGAACGAAUGACUUGAUACCUCCUACUUUGCAGUUUACCAACAUUAUGUAUCACCUUUUGACCCUUCAUGUUGGACCAAUUAUUAAGUUUACCCUUUCUAUUAAUUGUUUCCUGGAAACUUGCCCAGUGAUUGACAACUUGAUAUUUUUCCUCUCAAGAAAUGGCAUUCAACACCUUGUUCUUCAACUACCGAGUGAUGGCAAAUUGCCUUCAUCGGUAUUCAAAUGUUUGCAAUUGAGGCAUCUGAUUAUCAGAAGUUAUGUGAUUGUUUUUCCACCAGCUUUGGAAAAAUUUGAUAGAUUAGUAAACCUUGAACUAUGUUCUGUCUCAAUUUCUUCCAAGUUGCUUGAAAGUUUGAUCUCUAAUUGCUCAUUUCUCCAGCAAUUGGUUUUGAAACUCAGUAGGUUGACAUUGACAAGCGUUGUUGAAAUUAAAGCUCCAAUGCUGAGAUCUUUCGAUUUUAGUGGUAGUAUACAAUAUAUUUGCUUAAAGAAUAUUCCUCUUCUGGCAAAAGUUUCGCUUAUAGAUGAAGAUUGUUUUUCUGCAAAGUCAACAAAAUGUGAUAUUAUCAAUUUUUUCAAGUCUUUUGUUGUUCUCGAGAAUCUUCACUUGAGUGAAGCGGGCACAGGUGGAGUACCAGCAAGGCUUCCGUUUGAUCUUAAAUUUGUCAAACGUCUCCGCCUAUCUUCUAUUUAUCUGGAUAAACAGGAUGAGAUCUUGUGUGCUCUUUGCCUGAUCAAAAGUUGCCCAUAUUUAGAAUAUAUUGACAUUGUGCAGGUGUAUGAUAGUCCUGCUCUGCCAUGUCUUGAACUUGAAGGUUUAUCAGAUGUGAUGUUUAGUCACCUCAAGGAAGUUAAGCCAGAAGGUUUUCUAGCCCCAGUGGUUGGGAUGCAGCUUAUCAAGCUUUUGUUAGACAAGUCACCUGUGUUGGUACGAAUGCUAAUUAAGCCCUAUAUAGAUGAUGAUCAUCAUUGGCAACUGUGUGAGUCUCUUUCCAAAACAAACAAUUUGCUUGCUGCAGUAAAUGCAUUUCGGCGUGCAUUACCUAAAGCAGAACUGAAGCCUUUCUCAAGAAUAUCAAUCUUGUUUUUGCCCCUGGCUGGUAGAAGGACCUGGUCCUCUGCAGAGUACGCUCGUCCAGUGACAAAGUGCGGUACAGCUGUAAAAGCUGUCUGCGUCAGAGAGUUGGUGAAAGCUGCAGAGUACUUCACCAAUCAGAAGCAAGGAUGUUGCUUGUACGUUUGGUAA